Molecule: messenger RNA, 3123 nt
Organism: Linum trigynum
Lineage: Eukaryota; Viridiplantae; Streptophyta; Magnoliopsida; Malpighiales; Linaceae
Source: the annotation of a GenBank genome assembly
AUCCGGAUAGCAGAACCCUUAUGAGUAUCCAUAUUGAAUACUAGUUGGUUGAUUGUGGAUACCAACUAAUAUCCACAAUCAACCAACUAGUAUUCAAUAUGGAUACUCAUAAGGGUUAUCUGGAUACUCUUAUGUGUUAUCUUGGAUACUAAUUAUGUUCUGUUUGGAUACUAUUUUGUAGGGCUGGCUAUUUGGUCCCGGACUGUUUGGUUUUACUCGAAACCGGACCGUAUAACCCGGACCGGGACCGGACUGGGACCGGAUAGCAAACAAUGCAAUAUCAUAUUCGGGCUUAGAUUUGAGGUAAAAAAACCAGAUAAAGACCGGAUAAGAGACCCCAACACCUAAAAUCAAGAUAAAAUUGGGACCGGACUGGAUCAAGACCGGAUUGUAUCCAAUCCAAUCUUUGGUCCUUAUAUUCCCGAAAAGACCGGACUGGGACCGGAUCAAUUUGGUCCAUUUUAACCGGACCGGACCGUAUAGCCACCCUUACUAUUAUGUGUUGUCUAGAUAUUAGUUUGUGAAUUUGGGAUAACAUUUGAUUCAUGAUGGAUAUUAGUUAGCAAACUUUAAAUACUAGUCCGUGCCCUCUAGAUACUUUAGUACUUGGAUAUUAAUUCAUAUAUUUUGGAUAUCAGUUAGUAUCUACUAACAAAUCUUCAAGUUAGCAGAUUAACUUUCCCCCUUAAACGGCCAUCAAUAUAUAUAUAUAUAUAUAUAUAUAUAUAUAUAUAUGGUUAUGAGAGGUAAAAUAAGAAGAAAAUAGAACCUUAGUGAUUACCCACUCUUAAUUUUUUUAAAUCUCGACCAUUAGAUCCUGCACUUGAUUAGCAAUAACUCAUAAUGUCAUUCCUCCAUUGAACAAGGCUGGCCAACAACGGUGGUGUAGCCAGAAUUUUAUUCAAGAGGUGCAUUGAAAUAAUUUUUUAGCAAUAACUCAUAAUGUCAUUGCCAUCUCAUUUUUUAUAUUAUGAAAUUAUUUUAAAAAUACAUAAUUGUCCAAACUAUUACAAUUUUUCUCUUAAUGUUAUCCCACCAAAUAAUCAUUCACAUUUUUUCACUCGAUUCGAACGCUGGUCAACUCAUUUCAUUGCAGAAAAUUUUAUAUCAACAUUUGUAUUGAAAAAAUGUAGUAUCAAACUUAACUUAGUUUCACAGGCAAAUAUAUUGGCGGGAACACAUUUUAUCUUCAGACUAUCGUUAUCAUAAAAAAAAAAUUAAUUAUUUUCUCUAAUAAUCAGCACCCUAUUAUCCAUUUUGAUAAACUAGAUUGUAUUUAUGUAGAAAUUAAUAGGUAAAAUUAAUUAAUAUAAUUGAAUGCAAUGGGAUUGUAAAUAAUUGAAAAUUAACAUUGAGCUUUGGAUUUCAAAUUUUAUUAUUAUCGUAUAAAUACUUUGUGUGUUUCGAGGGUGCCAUGGAACACCCUCCUCCACCUUUGGCUACGGCCUUGGCCAACAGGGUGUGCCGGGAGAUCCUCCGACACAACGCCCUCCAUCAUCGUAGAUUCGUAUUUCUAUUAGUUGAUACAUUCCUAUAUUAUACGAUGAACUUAUUGUUCAAAAUUGAGUGAUUAUUGUUAUGGUAAUGCUAGGGAUGAUAAUUUCGACCUGACUCGAUUUACCCGACCCUGGCAUUGAAAUAUUAGUGUAGCUCGCAUAAGAUGGGUCUAUAAAUACCGCAUUCUUGGUUAAGCUUUUAGAUACACAACACAGCACACAUCGAUCAAUAUUAUCAUCAACACCAAGCAUCUCAUUUCUUAUCAACAUAGCCAUGGCUGCUUCCUUGUCCACUUUCACCAUGAUCGCCGCCGUCCCUCCGACUCCCACCACUGGCCGGAACAUUACUCCUCUUGCCAGCUUAGCCCGCCCAGCCCAUAGUUAUCUCUCCAAGUCACCCAAUCUGAUGAUGAUCUCCGGCCGCAAAUCCACCGCCGUUCCUUUUGCCGUCUCCACCAACAAGGCCGAGGCGACCGGCGGCGGGGAUUUCGCCCUUGCUCCCCCACUAGUUGCCUUCGGCAAGCAGGCUGAUCAGGCCGCCGACUCCACCGGCGGCGGGGAAAUCAUCCUUUUGCUCCCACUGCUGCUUCUCUUCGGCAAGCAGGCUGAUGUUAGUAUUGAGUAGUAAUAUGGCAUACUACGAGUAUUGUCAGCUGCCUGUCUGCUUGCAGUUUGUUUAAUUUCGUCUGUCUGUUCUCGUGUCGUUUUUCCUCAAAGUUAUUUUUCAUGCAUAUGUACUAAGUAAUAAGAAGUCAAAAAGCAUGCGAGCCGUCGCCGGACGCCGGCAGUACUCCCUGCUGCCGGGCAUGCAUGUGACUGUAAUUUAAAUAUUUGUGUGUGGUUGUAUUUGUAUCUGGCUUUCUGUUGCUAUUGUAAGAAAAUAAAAUAAGCAAAAGUUAUGUGUGUUUAUCUUUUAAGGAUAAUUUCACUAGGAAGUUCAAACUACUCAAAAAUUAUCAUUUGUGUUUUAAAUUAUUCAAUAUAACAAAUCUGGUCCAAACUAUAUGCAUUUUGUGUCAUUUAUGGCCUAAACUAUUUAAUAUGAAAAAUCUGACCCAAACCAUAUAGAAGCUGACGACAUUUUCUAUGAUCUACUAACGGUCAACGUCGGUCAACAUUAACAAAAAAAUAGUCUAGGCCAGAUUUGUUAUAUUAAAUAGUUUAACCCACAAAUGACACUUUUUGAAUAAUUUGAAAUUCCUAGUGAAAUGAGCCCUUUUAUCUUUACAAUGGCAUCAAUUACUAUGUCUUUGGCAAGAAGGCAAACACGUACGAGUGGUGAUUCGGACAUUACAGGCCUCGAAGUUAAAAAAAUAAUUGGAUUUGUUCCUAAAAUAAUUGGAUUUACAAUGGCAUCAAUUACUAUGUCCAGAAACCAGUUUGAUUAUCUUAAGAUUACGUCGUCCACCAAUGCUCCAUAUUUACGGAAUAUUAAUUGGGACAAAGAGGGCCCACCUAUCUUUAUGAAUUUGUUCCGGCACUAGAUCCACAAGCAUAGAUAGCAAUUUUUACCUAAAUCAUUCUAACUGGUUUGUUGAUGCAUUGACCGAAAAUUUCUUUGUUUAAUGAUAAUUUGAUGUUAUAUUGGUUUAUUUGAAUAAUCAAUUAAUCAAAAUGAUUAAAUUUU